Molecule: messenger RNA, 2444 nt
Organism: Cheilinus undulatus (humphead wrasse)
Lineage: Eukaryota; Metazoa; Chordata; Actinopteri; Labriformes; Labridae
Product: guanine nucleotide-binding protein G(i) subunit alpha-1
Exons: 9
Coding region: 351-1415 (354 amino acids)
Biological process (GO): adenylate cyclase-modulating G protein-coupled receptor signaling pathway
Cellular component (GO): heterotrimeric G-protein complex
Molecular function (GO): GTPase activity; G-protein beta/gamma-subunit complex binding; G protein-coupled serotonin receptor binding
Source: RefSeq, a predicted model, not a curated record
AAGCGAACAAUUUCAGACUCCUGACCGACGCAGAUGCUGCCGUCUACUCCCUUCUUUCUGUGAAUGAUACAGGCUGUGCUCCACUCCGUCAGGCAGUUGAGACGCUAGCAGAAGAGCCAGCCAUCUUGAAAACUGUUCUUUCUGAUAAUCUUGAAUUAUAGGCGUCUGGGCAGUAAAAAAAUAAGGGUUUUAGGUGCGAGGCAAGGGCGUGUUUGAAUUUCAAGUAUCGGAGAGACGCACUGCCUCCUCCUCCUCACUGGAUGCUAGCUCGGUAGCCUUUGAGCACUCCUAGUUUUGAAGUUGUGUUUUACUCUUCAUUCUAACUUAUUUGGAGGUGACUUUAGGAGAAGAUGGGAUGUACUCUGAGCACGGACGACAAGGCGGCACAGGAGCGAAGCAAGAUGAUCGACAGGAAUUUGCGGGAUGACGGAGAAAAGGCUGCCCGGGAGGUCAAGCUGCUGCUGCUCGGUGCUGGAGAAUCUGGAAAAAGUACAAUUGUCAAACAGAUGAAGAUCAUCCACGAAGCAGGCUACUCAGAGGAGGAGUGUAAGCAGUACAAGGCCGUGGUCUACAGCAACACCAUCCAGUCCAUCAUCGCCAUCAUCAGAGCCAUGGGACGCCUUAAAAUCGAUUUUGCUGAUGCAGCUCGAGCGGAUGAUGCACGUCAGCUGUUUGUUCUGGCUGGUUCAGCAGAAGAGGGCUUCAUGACAGGAGAGCUAGCUGGGGUCAUCCAGCGGCUGUGGAAGGAUGGAGGAGUCCAGGCUUGCUUCAGUCGCUCCCGGGAGUACCAGCUCAACGACUCUGCAGCAUACUACCUGAAUGACUUGGACAGGAUAUCCAGCGGUGCUUAUGUGCCAACCCAACAGGACGUGCUAAGGACCAGAGUCAAAACCACCGGUAUCGUGGAGACACACUUCACUUUCAAGGACCUGCACUUCAAGAUGUUUGAUGUUGGUGGUCAGAGGUCAGAGAGGAAGAAGUGGAUUCAUUGUUUUGAGGGAGUCACCGCCAUUAUCUUCUGUGUGGCUCUGAGUGACUACGACCUGGUCCUGGCUGAAGAUGAGGAAAUGAAUCGGAUGCACGAGAGCAUGAAGCUGUUUGACUCCAUCUGCAAUAACAAAUGGUUCACAGACACCUCCAUCAUCCUCUUCCUCAACAAGAAAGAUCUGUUUGAGGAAAAGAUCAAAAAGAGCCCUCUCACAAUCUGCUACCCAGAAUAUGCAGGCUCCAACACCUACGAGGAGGCAGCAGCGUACAUUCAGUGCCAGUUUGAAGACCUGAACAAGAGAAAGGAUACGAAGGAGAUCUACACCCACUUCACCUGUGCCACCGACACCAAGAACGUGCAGUUUGUGUUCGAUGCCGUCACCGACGUCAUCAUCAAGAACAACCUGAAAGACUGCGGCCUUUUCUAAAGGCAGAUCGGAGGCCGGCUUUCUAAGUGACUUUAUUCAAGGGGAAACUGACUGGAGGAAACUUCCAGCACCCUGCUGAGAAUGUCACGUUUAACCUCUUAUUAACUUAUGUUCAUCUCUAAAAGUUUUAAAGACGGCGUGUAGAAAAACAUUUUGUGUAAAGUAUUUGUACAACUGUCUUUGGCCGGGGAUUUUUCACAGUUUUUAAAUGUUCUUGUUUUACCUUCAUAUCAUGAUUUUAAAUUUUUAUAUCAAAGGGGGGCCUUCUUUUUGUCCAUGAAUGAACACUUUUGUCUUUUUUGUUUGUAGGUGCUUGUGCCUUGCAUGCCUUAGUUGCAGUGUCUUCUUUUUGUUGAAGUAGAAGUUAGCUUCAUGUAGACGUUACCAUUGAAAUCCAAAGCCCCCCCAGGUCCAUGUUUAUAUCUUUUGUUCUAAUUAUUUCAUUGUGUCAUCAUUUUUGCCUCUUUGGAUAAACCAAGAAAAGACCAAGUCACUCUAUAGACCAAUUCACUCUGACUCUGACAUACUGUGAGAGAUGUGCGUGUGUGCGUGGGAACCUUGGUGAGUGUGAGCUUUGUUUUGAUUGAGGGUGAGUGAUUUUCUGUAUGUGUCUGUGAGACAAUAUUAAACAAAGGGACUUUAUUCCUCUACUUGUCAUCCUCCUUCAAAGUUUGUAUUUUUCUAAAUGACCAAAAAAGCUACUCCUUAAUUACUGAGUGCACGUUGUUGGUGCACAGCAACAAACUGUAACAUUUCUGAUUGAACUGAGACCUAAAGAGAAGCUUUGAACAGAGGAUGAUGAUGUUGGCCUUGUAGCAGACAGUAGGACCACAUGUAGAUCUGGGACAGGUGUCUGGGUACCAGCACACUGUUACUCAUCAUGAUCUGUGAUGGUUUCAAGUUACAUAUCCCCCCUAAAACCCCGACCCUCUGUUUCCAUUGGAUGGGCACAUUAGUGGACUAAUCUCCAUGAUUUUGCUAAUAAAAGAGCUGCUGUGGUGUAACCAUGGCAACUUAUGCAAUACACAA